Molecule: messenger RNA, 1497 nt
Organism: Mesorhabditis belari
Lineage: Eukaryota; Metazoa; Nematoda; Chromadorea; Rhabditida; Rhabditidae
Source: the annotation of a GenBank genome assembly
AUGUCAGGUGUCUUGGAAAUUUGUUUUAACGGGACUGGAAGUCCGGCGUCUCCAAGUGCUAUUGCUGCUAAAGAACUUUGCAACGCCAACCUGUAUGACCCCUACGACAAGGAAUUUGAGGAGCUUCUCUACAAAUGCCUUACAAAAGCCCCGCUAGAAGCGCUGGAACAAAUUGAUCUGAAACAGGAGAAAAAUUGGGUUUUGUUUGCUGAUGGGUACUACUUUCCCAAAUCUGGUCACGAAUCCAUGGAUAGAUCAAGCCGUGGACAUGAAUUUCUCAUCGGCCUUACCACUGGCGAGUGGGCAUUUUUUGAAAAUCUUUUUGCGAAAUACAUGGGCAGGACGGAUUACUCUAGCGCUAGAUUUCGCAAAACUAUCACUGCCUACAUGGGGAUUUCCGACGACCGGCUUGAUACUUUGGAGAACUUUUACACUCAAAAGUACGAUCCAAAACUGUAUUCGACGCGAACAAUAACCAGUGAGACAGUGAUUACAGCCGAGCAAUGGUUUUGGUUUGAAGUCGUGGUCAACUCAAUGACCGACCUUGUCUUUCAUGUUCCCAUAGUCAGCGAAGUCGAAAAGCUAAGGAAUGCUAGGGUGCCUCCUUCGUUGUUUGUUUACACCUAUAACGCGACUUUGGCGGCCCGAUCUUGGGAUGAGAAUCGGCACGCAUCGCAUUCUGAUGAGCUCCCAUGGCUUUUUGGAGAUUUGAAAAAAAUCAUAACGGAAUCUCCGGGCUACCGAAAGGUUUUGCUCUUUUUUGCCAAAAACGGGCAGCUUGGGAACUUUGCAACCACCGGCAUUGUUGACGAUUCUCGACCGAAUAACACAGUUUUAUUUGAAAAUGUUUUUUACUACCAUGAAGCCAACGGCAUUGACGGAUUUUGCCCUAGAGCUCGAGAUUUAAUGCAAACACUUGGAAUUAGCAAAAACGAAAGCCAGGGACCGAAAAGGGAGUUUGAUUGCGGCAAAACGAGUGUGGACCCAAUUUCGUGGAACUUCGGCUCAAGAAAGCUCAAGAUCCAUCAAGGAGUAGAUUCUAGAGAUUCCAGCUACCCCUAUUUUGUUCGUGUGGAACACGUGGAUGAGACAACUAAUCUGAAGACCAAUUGCGGCGGAUCCUACAUUGCUCCAAAAUGGGUUAUGACGGCGGCAAGCUGCGUCCGAAAAAACGUCCGGUGGUACUACUAUUUGAGUUACAGGUUCAGGCAAGGCAAUAAAGUCGAGAUACAAGCUCAAAGUCAAACGGCUCGCGUUUGGGAACAUGGUGACGUCGCUCUUUUAGAGCUGGAAACGGAUAUUGACACCAGUGAUGAUUUCGGAAGGCGAGUAUGUCUCGAAGCUAGAGGCUUGACACUGAAAGAACCGAUGAUUGCUUUUGGAAUGGGAGACGGAGAAAAAGCCAAAGUACAAGAGGCCGUUUUACGCGCUGACUGUCUUGAUGAGCAAGACACCUUCUGUGGUCGCGGAAAGGCCACUACCAAGGCAAAUGUCCUU